This is a messenger RNA of Penaeus vannamei (Pacific white shrimp), 1042 nucleotides long. Lineage: Eukaryota; Metazoa; Arthropoda; Malacostraca; Decapoda; Penaeidae. The record is from RefSeq and is a predicted model, not a curated record.
ACUGGACCCUUCGCACCAGCAGUUCGAGAGCCAACUGACGGCGCUGAAGAAGGAGGUCCCCAUCCUGGUGGGCGUGAGACACAUCUUGGACUUGGAACCUCGACCGAAGUACCUGGAGCUCGAGGAGGUAGCUGCAGGGGUCAGGGCCUUGCACCGACAUGACAUGACCUUUGACCUGCUCCUGAGACCCCCGCUGCUGGAGGGGGCGACGGUGCCAGCCGAGUGCCCGAAGCGAGGCUGGUGGUGGAUCACCUGGCCAAACCCUACAUCAAGGACCGUCAGCUGGACCCGUGGCGCCAGGACAUCGCCGCCCUCGCACGCUAUCCCAAUGUCUACUGCAAGCUCUCGAGCAUGGUGACUGAGGCGGACUGCGAGAAGUGGAAACCAGAGGAUCUUCGUCCGUAUGUAGAGCACAUGAUAGCCGUGUUCGGAUGCGAUCGUCUUAUGUACGGUUCAGACUGGCCUGUGUGUCACCUUGCUAGAGCGGACUACAACACCGUAUUUUCCACUCUGCGCGGACUCCUGGGCCACCUGCCGGAGCCACAGCUGGAAAAGAUCUUCUGCAGCAACGCCAGGAAUUUCUACAAAGUUUAGAGCGCGUCUGGUUGAGUUAUUGCCUGGAGGCGGGCGAAGAUUUUGGGUUCUGGGUCUUUUUCCCGUUUUUCUUUUUUUUUCUUUCUUUCUUUUUCUUUUCUUUUUUCUCAUAUUUUUUGUUUCUUCAGCUUCUUUUCUUUUCGAUUUUUUCUUUUCUGUUUCUUCUUUCUCUUCUUCUUCAUUCUUCUUUAUUUGUUCUUCUUUUCUCUUCUCCAUUUUCUUCCUCAUUUGUUCUUUUCUCCUUCUUUGUCUUUUACCCCUUUGUCCUCUCACCUCCUCCUCCUCCUCCUUCCCUCUUUCCUUAAGUCUCUCUCUUCUUCUUAAAGAGCAAUUGAAUGUAAACAGAAUAUUCAACACUGUGAUAUGAUUAUGUACAAUAAUCUGGAGGACAUCUGGCAAAAUAAUUCUUAUCUUAUAUAAUGUAUAUAAACAUUCUGUUGAACGAGAA